Molecule: messenger RNA, 2679 nt
Organism: Balaenoptera ricei (Rice's whale)
Lineage: Eukaryota; Metazoa; Chordata; Mammalia; Artiodactyla; Balaenopteridae
Gene: PROCR
Product: protein C receptor
Exons: 5
Coding region: 181-909 (242 amino acids)
Biological process (GO): negative regulation of coagulation
Molecular function (GO): signaling receptor activity
Source: RefSeq, a predicted model, not a curated record
AAAGGGAAAAGGGAAAAGGCAGGCCUCUGCAGGCAGGAGAGUGUGAUUCAGGGCAGGGCAGAGGGAGGGAAAGAGAGAGGCCCGCCCUCUAGUAGGAAAUGAGACCGGGCUGCAGUCAGCCGGAGGCCCCAGCGUGCCAGAGCCAAGAGCCCAGGUGCGGUCGAGAACCUCAGCUACAGGAUGUUGACAACACUGCUGUCCCUGCUGCCACUACUGCUCCUGCCCCGCUGGGCCCUCUGCAGCCAGGAAGCCUCAGAUGGCCCGCGGUACCUCCACAUGAUCCAGGUCUCCUACUUCCGCAACCCCUCUCAAGUGUGGCACCGGGGCAACGCGACGCUGGGGGGAGUCCUGACGCACGUUCUGGAAGGCCCGGGCAACAACGUCUCGAUCCAACAGCUGCAGCCCUUGCAGGAGCCCGAGAGCUGGGCUCUCACAAAGAACAGCCUGAAUCGCUACCUGCAGGAGUUCCUGGGCCUGGUGCAGGUGGUGCACCACGAGCGGGGCGUGGCCUUUCCUCUGACCAUUCGCUGCUUCCUGGGAUGUGAGCUGCCUCCUGAGGGCUUGAAAGCCCGUGUCUUCUUCGAAGUGGCUGUGAAUGGGAGCUCCUUUAUGAAUUUCCAACCGAAGACAGCCUCAUGGACAGCAGGGCCUCAGGCACCUUCCAGUGUGGUCACCUACGCCCUGGAGCAGCUCAACAAGUACAAUCGUACUCGGUACGAACUGCGGGAAUUUCUGCAGGUCACCUGUGUGCAGUACGUGCAGAAACACAUCACCGGGAACAACUCGAAAGGAAGCCAAAUAGGCCGCUCCUACACUUCGCUGGUCCUCGGCAUCCUGGUGGGCUGUUUCAUCAUCACUGGAGUGGCUGUAGGCAUCUUCUUGUACACAGGUGGACGGCGGCGGUGUUAAUUACUCUCCAGCCCUCUCUGGAAAAGAGCUAGACUGAUGGGGGCUGGCAAAGGAAGAUCUCAGCUCACUGCAAAACUGUACAGUUUCUCUAUCUGGGACAUUAUACUCCAGAAGAUUUAGAGUGGCAGCUCAUUUCUUCUCCAAGAUCCGCCCACCAAGAGUUUGAGGGAGGGGAGGGGAGGAGCCUAGGUAGACAGGGUAGUUGGUUUGCUAAGAACCUAAGAACUGGCACCUUUGCUGAAUUGGUCUGAGAAGUGAAUGCUUAUCUAUAUUUGUGGAAAACAGAUGAUGGAGUUGGGGCAACAGAGGUGGUCUGUGGCCCACCCAUCUUGCAAAGACAGAAUCACCUGAGGCGUUCAAAACACAUAACCAAAUAAAACAAGUCAUCCACAACCCAAACAACCAACAUUCAGUGCUUCCGGGUAUGUUAGACUUGGGAAGGGACACUGGUAUUAUACAAUAGAGGUAGAAAUAACCAGAGAAAUGAUGGAAGUGUGCAAUCGAAGUAAUAUGGGAGCAAGGAAUUAUUAAUUAAUCAAUUAAUAAUAACAUUAAUAAAAUUCCUUGCUUAUGUAUACACCAUUAUUAUUUCCUCUACUUUGCAAAACUUUGGGGAAAGUAGCCUAUACCCUUUGCUUCUGCUUCCUCCCCUCCCACUCUCUCUUCAACCCAAUCUGACUUCUCUGUAAACUGCUCUAAGAUCAUCAAUGACCUCUAAUUGUGAAACCUUCAUCUUCCAUGAUAUCUGCAACAUUUCACUUUAUGGACUAGGACUCUCUUUUUACCCCAACUUCUGAGAUAGCAUACUUCUCAUCUUUAAAAACUGUUCUGGCUGCUCAGUCAAUCCCUUUGCCUAUGUCGUCUUCCCCAAUUCACCUUUGAAAUAUUGACUUCCUUAGAAUUCCUUUUUUUGGCUCCUUUUGUUCCCCUUUAAACUGUACCCUUUCUGGUGACCUACUAACUUCCAUGACUUCAAAUACUGUCUCUAUGUGGUGGUUUCCAUGGGGAAACAAUGUCAUGGUGUCUUUGAGAGCAUGUGUUUUGUCAUAAGACAGGCUCGAGUUUUACCUCUAUGAGCCAGGCAUUUAACUUCUUCAAGUCUUAGUUUCUUCAUAAACAAAAGGUAUAAUAAAAUAUACAAAAAGGGUAUAAUAAAAACAAUACCUAUCUCAUAGAGGCAUUAUGAGUAUUAAAUGAGAUAAUAUAUAUAAGGUAAUAUAUAUAUACUCAAUAAAUAUAGUCCUUGCUGCUGACCUCCAGACCCCCCCAUUUGCCUUGCUUCUUGAAAAUCAUCUGUACCUUAAUAUUUUGCAGACAUUUCAGAGUCAACAUGUUCAAAAUGAAAUUCCAUAUCUGUCUCCCCAAACCUGGUCUCCCUCUUCUGUUUACUCUCAGUUAAACAGAAUUACCAUCAAAUCAUAUCAAUGUAGAGACUUCACUGUUAACCUUUAUUUACUCCCUUUAUUUACUCUGACCCACUGUAUUUCUGAUGAGCUGUGUUCAUUCCAGAGCUCCUCACCAGGUUGGCUGGGUCUCUGUUGGAUCUACACUACAGUCUGAUUUCUUCCUCUAUUCAAUCCUGCUUCCUCCCCCUAGUUAAUAUCUUGCACCUCAAACGCUGUCUUGGCAUCUGCUUCCAGAAGGCCCAACCUGUGAUUGACAAUCUCUCUCUCUGUCUCCAAAUUGAGAAAGUCUAUCAAUCUUUUGACUGGACCAUGGCAAUAGCUCUUCCUCAUUUUUCUCCUGUUCUCUAAUUUCUCUAAUCCUCUA